This is a messenger RNA of Aspergillus calidoustus, 3708 nucleotides long. NCBI's taxonomy places the organism in Eukaryota, Fungi, Ascomycota, Eurotiomycetes, Eurotiales, Aspergillaceae. The record is from the annotation of a GenBank genome assembly.
AUGGCCGGAGCAAGCGCGAGGGCGCAGAAGCCUGUCGGCUCUGCAGCUUGGAUCUCCACCGAAAAGGAAAACUCCGUGCAGCUAGUUGACCAAGAGUUGGAAGAAAUCGAGUUUCCCGUGCGAUAUGAGAUGGAAUGGCUGAACGAACACAUGGCAGAAGUCUUCUCAAACAAUCAAUUUAACUUUACAGAUGUUUUCAAGACCCCCGGAAAGCUACGAGGCAAAACCCCUCGCACGUUGCGGAAACGUGAUGCGACCGAGAAUCGAGUGCCCUUGAGCGAGAUCUUCUCCUCGGUGCAAAAAAACAGAGUCGAUACCAAAUAUACCCCCAGCCCUGCACUUCACCGUUCGCCUACGAAAACCACAACUAUUCCGACUGUCCCUGCCCCUUUAGCUCAGGCCAAAAGCAACGCGGCAAAACCUCCUCAGCCUCAGUACCCCGACUUGACGCAAGACCUCAACUCCUUUUCACAAUACAACACGGACUCGGGAUAUCAUGGAAUGCCGGAUGAGGACGAAGACGAUGAGAUGGUUCUGACGGAAAUCGCGACAGAGACUCAACUAUCCACACAACCGAUGGACCUUGAGCCCAUUUCACUCAAUGAAGUGGUGCGCCGCUCGUCCGUGGACCGUCGUACGACAGAUGCAUCGUUCCACUCCGCUCGCGAAGAUGUUCGAAAUCGCGGCGAGACCGUCGAGCCGAUGAACAUCGAUCCUCCAAAGGAAAACCGUGAAAAACCUGGACCACGACCGGAACCGGCCAAGCAAGCCGAACCAACUCCAGAGCCAGUCGUGGAAGACAAGCCUUCUCCAAACCAGCAGACCGCGACCGCGCUGGAAUCGGAAACGGAACCGAAGGCCAAAGAUGUACCAAACAUUGACGCCAAAUCAUCGCCGGUUCAUGAGACGAGUGUUCAACCUUCCUCGCCUCCGCACAAUGAAUCCGAGAAGGAUGAGAUGGUCCUUGAUAAUCUGGAUGAUAUUGACUCGCCGUCCGACGUGUACUCCCCCGAGAGGCCGCUCAUCCGCAAGAGCAGUCUUAGCUUUGCCUCACUCCCUGCCCGCGAACCACUUACCUCUAAAAGCAUCGGAGGAUCAAGGCUCUCGAGAACGAGCCAUAUCGAACCGGUCAGGGCAAGCAUUGCGACCGGAUCAAACUAUCUUGGACGACAAACUGGCCACCGAGCCACACAGGCUGUGGAUGAGCAGACCGAGAAGAUGGAUGUCGACGACGUAAAGGAGACUGCGGUCGAGGAGUCCGACGUGGAUGCCAAGGCGAGCAAGCUCCAUAAUAAAUCAUCUACUCAACGCUUGCACGAGAAGAUCAGUAUGCUUGGCAAGAUGCAACCUUCGCGGCCCACGAAGUCCAUUCCCGCUGCGGCAGGUCUGUCAACAGCACAGGUCUCAUACCCAGAACUGCCUGCGGCUAAACCCGCAGCGAAGCAAGAGUCACAAGAGAAGCUCCCCGCAACCACUCCGGCCCAAACAACAGCCAAUGCAGGGGAUGACUGGAUCAAGCCAUUGAGCUCUCCGCUCCAGGCGCAGCCGAAGAGCCCGCUUUCCAACUUCAAGUACAAAUACUCCGGUCCCGCGACUAGCGAUCAGCCCGAAGAGCCCGUCUCUCCAGUUAGGUCAAAGGCCAUCGAACCGGCGACAAAACACCAGUCAGCACAAGAAUCUGACCCUGUUCGCCAAAGGUCUGCCACACCGAUAUUCUCCUCACCCCAACGGCACGGUCACCAGAAGAGUGCGUCCGUUAAUAUUGACAACAAAAUGACAACUACGCCGAUUGCUACUCCUACCCGCCAGGAUGGUCCAUUGAGUACGCCCAAGUCAAGGUUUCAAUCACUCGUGAAAACAGCCAAGGGGCUGUUCACAAGCUCUGGCGGUGUUUCAGCAGUUGCUCGAAUGGAGGCUUCGUCGCCGGACGAGCCCAAGACCCGUCUACAGCGAGCACACACUGAUAUUUCUCGUGGUAGCCCUCGGCCGCUUUCGGUAUUCAGUCCUCCCAGGCAAGAAGGUCGCCGAACUCGUAGCUCCACCGAACGGGAGGAGAAGCGCAAACAACUGGAGCUUGAGGAGCGUAAACGGGAGGAAGCCGCGGAAGUCGCCCGCCAACAGGAGAAGGUUCGCACAAUGCACAUGGCAGCACGGGAAAGGUCACGGACCGAGUCCGCAGUCCAGGCCCCGGCUGUUCCGGUGCUGUCGUCGAGCCCGGUUCGAGCUCCACAGGCGAAGCCAUCGAGAGAACCCGAGCCCACCGCUGACCCUGCCCCUAAGCCUACAAUACAAUCAUCUGUUCCGCAACCGACCAGACAAAAUGACCGCCGUCCUACCAGGCCUACCCGGGAGCCCCAGCAAAAGCCGAAACCUCAGCCGGUAUCCAUUCGAGUCGGCAGCGCUCUCGGGCGCCAUGUGCCCCUCACGUCUGCUACUGAGUCAAGUAUUCCCGCACCGGUGCCGCCACCAUCCGCGACAAAGGCUCCCACAUUGAAGAAGAAGGCAAGCAGCUCGUCGCUUCAUACGAAUCCUUCGACCAGCAGCUUCAAGACCUCCGGCUCGAGUCAAACGCGGGGGAAGACGCAGCUUGCGAGCGAGCGAAAGCGGGAGCAGGAGGAACGCGAGGCGCGUCGAAAGGAGGAACAUAGGCGCGAGCUCGAGCGCAAACGCGCAGCUCAGCAGCUGCAGCAGCAGCAAGAAGAGGCUCGUCGCCAGGAGGCCCGCAGUCGUGCUGAGACCGAGCGCCGGGAGCGACUCGCGGAAGAUCCGAAGAAGGCGGCCCAGAUGCAGGCGAUUGAAAAGCGACGACUUGAGAACGCCAAAAGACUCGAGCGACAGGCUAGUCAACAGCCUGAUACGGCUGGUCCUCAACCCCAACGCGAAACCGGCGCAGGUCGCCCGCUGUCCCGACUCGGGUCGGUGCUUGGUCGCGUUCAGCCAGCGCCCAACCCGGCUAAACCGCCUAAGAGAGGCUUGGAGGAGGAGGCGAAUCACCGCGCUGCCACAGCGAAGCCUGGUACAAUGCAACCGUCUGGUGAGACUAAGCGGAGGAGGACAGAUGAUGAACAGAACGCUGCCUCUAUGCGGCCAACGAUGGCUCCGCCCAUCCGGCAGUCUAAUAUCCUCAAGGAACCCGCUAAGAAGCCUUCCAUGUAUGGCGCUGGACAACUCUCGGCCGUACCGCAACCGGGGUCGUCCAUGUUCAAGACUGGACAACCCCAGAGGCCUGCGCACCCAAUGGACAUGGCCAAGUACGCUAAUGGCAAAAUUCCUUUUGCCGAAUCUUCGAGCGCUGCCGGACCGUCGCAACCGCAUCGAACCCCUGGUGCUAGCGUCAGUAGAGAGGCCAAACCGUCACCGAAUUAUCCCAAUGGCGAGAACAUCCAUCUUCCUGAGAUAGCGACUGACAGCGAAGACGAGGACUCAGAUGCCGACCUGGCGCCGGUGCCCAAAUGGGCCCAGCCCAAGGAGCUUGAGCUGCAGCUCCGCGGACAGGAAGGCUUGGAGGCGGAUGCCAUCUUCGGGCCAAUCGCACCGUUCUCACUCGAGGAGACGUUCAAGUCAGACAAGAGGAUCAAGAAGUUCCGGGAGCGGACAAGUAGUGCCAACUGGGCAGGACCAGACGGGCUGACCCAGGAGGAGAUCCGAAAGGACAUUGCAGAGCGGCAGCGUCUGCGGAUGAACGGCGGCUGGAGUUUUGACUUGUGA